AUGCAACGUUCAUCGAUGUAUGCACGAAUAUGCACGUCUACAGAACUUACAAUAGAAUUUGGAACCCCAGAAUCUUUAAUCAUCGUAAAUAAAGUACAAAAUCUUGAUCUACAAUGUCUAUCACCAAACCAUACUCAAGUCAUGUAUUCAUUUAGGGAGGAUUCCUCAUUGUCCGCCAGUUUAGCUAUAAACGUGGACCCCAAUCUUGUCAUUCGCAACAACACGUCCGAUCUGAUAGUAGAGAUGCAGAACGUGUACAGUUCGAACAAAGAGUUCAACUUUGAUAUGCCAGGUACAGAGCAAGAUCCGUUAAAUGACAAUUGUCUUGCAACUAGCUUUCAACCUGACUUUGAAACCAAUAUUUUUAUGGGCUCCUCUACUGAAAGUGAGGUGACGACACACCAACGUAUAAUUAGCCAGGAUCCCCAACAGGCCCAAAGAGCAGAUUCGAAUGAAAGCUUCGACACAAGUCCAAAAGCGGGCAGUCACAUUAUAUGUUUUCAAUUGGACAACCGAAGUAGUUUCAAGGAAGCCAAUCCAGGAUUAGUCAAUCCGUUCGAAACUACCCCACCAUUGAGAGAAGACCUAUUGUUAUCCCUCCCGCCUCAAAAUUUCAUCUCCACAUACCUUCUAAAAAAUAGAGGGGAUGACGGGGUGGGAGUUAAUGAGCAUGUCUCUGAGACGAAACCAGUCAAUAUGGAUGAGAUUGGUCCAACUGGAAACAAUAUCGAUGAUUUCUCGUCCAGUUUCACAGCAGAAAAUAUGAGGCAUACUAGCGUUGUUUUACUGAACAGCAGUGAAUUCUGCACAGAGAUCAGUCAACAACUAGAUUUUUUGAAAGAACAACAGGAGUUCGAAGAGUCAAACAGUGUGGUUUCCAACCAGCACUCCCUGGCCUCCCCAGAAGAGGAGUGCUCACUUGCUAGCCUCAGGAUUCCCAACAAUAUCUCAUUGCAUCACUUGAAGAAGGAAUCAAAAUUUCACUAUGCAACUCAAAACCAGGGAUAUUUGACCACAUACUCUCCUCGGGUCUAUAGGACACCCAAGAACAACAAAAAUGGAACUCAAGGGAUGUGCCCCUACUGUGUUUUCGAUUGCUCAGAUGUUGAAGAGCAGAACUUACUUUUCUUCGGAAUGAAAGAUUCAAGCUACGUUCAUCAUUUGGGCAAAAAUCACGGCAUAUAUGCAGAUGGAAGUGUAAUGCCUGAUCCCAUGUUCAUUAUACCUAAUUAUGCUUUCACUGAAGCCAAACGGGGCAAGAAGAAGAAAUCUCAAGGGUCCUCGGAGACAAAAACCGUAAUCGCCAAUGGGGCCAUAUGUCCUAACCCAUCAUGUGUUGAGGGAACGAGGCAUAUCAUUCCAAUCAAAGUCGGAGAUCAGAUGCAGGGUUCAAGAAGUUCUAACAAGUUUCUAGCCUAUCUCAGACACCACUACGAGCAGCAUAAGAAGGAUACUCGAGUGACUAAUAAAUCGAUAGCAUAUGUCAAACAGAAAAUGAGACAUCAAUGA
This is a messenger RNA of Komagataella phaffii GS115, 1509 nucleotides long. Its product is annotated as Regulatory subunit of acetolactate synthase. The transcript has a single exon. Lineage: Eukaryota; Fungi; Ascomycota; Pichiomycetes; Pichiales; Pichiaceae. The record is from RefSeq and is a predicted model, not a curated record. The coding region runs from base 1 to 1509 and encodes 502 amino acids.